GGGACAGAGAGAGAGAGAGACUGAAAGACUGGAGGCCAUUGAUAGCAGCUUAUGGAGUGUUUUUCAGUGUGUGAAUACCUGCAUACGAUAUUUGGAAAUUACUGCAAGUAACCCCCACUGUCUGUGUGACACGUUAAUUAGCGUUUCCUCUUUCUGCUUCAGUCUGUGUGGUCAUUGUCUGUGUGUUCUCAACAAGAAAGACACACAACAGGAGAGCAUAGAGGCAGAGAGGCAGGCGGAGCUACAGACAGACAGAGCUACAGAGCAGAUCACAAAAAGGAGAUUAGAGCAGAGGCAGCUGAAAGGAUAUCAAAAGCAGUAAACAGUUUGUUGAAGGUGGAUAUGGCCAGGUUAGAUGUCACAGAGAUGUUUCAUGGCAUUUCGUUUCCUGGACACCUGCACACUCAGGAUUCCUUGAAAUAUGCUGUCAGCUUUCCAUUUCUGGAUACGGAUAUUCUCAUAGUGUCUUAUCCAAAGUCAGGUACCACAUGGCUACAGGAAGUUGUGACUCUCAUACGCACCAGAGGGAACCCAGGGUUGUCCCAGACUGUUGAAAACUGGAAAAGAGCUCCUUGGUUGGAGCACUAUUAUAGCUCUGCUCUGCUGGAGGCCUUACCUACUACAGCUCGAGUCAUCACUACACACUUGCCUCAUCACCUGCUGGGCCCUGCCCUCCAGCACUCCAAAACCAAGGUCAUCUAUGUGAGCAGAAAUCCUAAAGAUGUGGUCGUGUCCUUUUACCACUUCCACAAAAUGGCCAACUUCCUCCCUGAGCCUCAUUCAUUUCCAGAUUUUUUGGACCGAUUCCUGGAUGAAACAGUUUCUUUCGGUUCCUGGUUUGACCACAUUAAAGGCUGGACCAGUCAGAUUAAUAGCAAUCUGCUUCACAUCACCUAUGAAGAAAUGUCGCUGGAUCUGCACGGCACCAUAAAGAAAAUAAGCUCGUUCCUUCAGUGUCCCCUGGUGGAGGACGAGGUCAACAACUGCGUGAAACACUGCAGCUUCAGCAGCAUGAAGGAAAACAAGAUGAUCAACUACACUCUCGUCCCUCAGCAAAUAAUGGACCACAGCAAGGGCUCCUUCAUGAGAAAAGGUAAAGUGGGAGACUGGAAAAACAUGUUCACAGAGGAGGACAGUAGAAAAUUUGAAACCGUCUUCACCUCAAAGAUGAUGGAGAACAGCACUUUAGAGUUUGUGUGGGAGUAGUGGUCCUACAGACCACGAGAGUAUAGAUCACAUCAACUGAUCCCUUUCAAACUAGUUAAUCAUUUAUGUGUGGAUUACAGUAUAUGUUAACCCUUCACUUGUUUUGUGAUAAUUAUGUUUUGAAUUCUUUAAUUAUGUUGUUCAUGUGAAACCUACAGUGAUGCUUUUGAGGUUGUCUUCUUCUUCUUUUUCUCCUUUUU
Messenger RNA from Maylandia zebra (zebra mbuna), 1406 nucleotides. It is a transcript of the gene sult5a1, whose product is annotated as sulfotransferase family 5A, member 1. Lineage: Eukaryota; Metazoa; Chordata; Actinopteri; Cichliformes; Cichlidae. The record is from RefSeq and is a predicted model, not a curated record. Gene Ontology annotation, molecular function: sulfotransferase activity.